This is a messenger RNA of Daldinia childiae, 693 nucleotides long. RefSeq lists its product as uncharacterized. Bases 1 to 693 code for a protein of 230 amino acids. The record is from RefSeq and is a predicted model, not a curated record. NCBI's taxonomy places the organism in Eukaryota, Fungi, Ascomycota, Sordariomycetes, Xylariales, Hypoxylaceae. The transcript has a single exon.
AUGGCGCCCUUCCUGAGCAAGAUUAAAUUGCCCAUAUUUGGCCGAAUCGGCCGAAUAGGAAGCGAUUCAUAUGGCCCUGAUCCAGAACCAGAGCCAGACAUCGUCUACUACUGGAAACCUUUCGAGAAAAAGUACGGUUUUAUGUCGAUGUGGUACCCAUCGCCGUUCCGCGACAGUUACGACCCGUCAAAAGUUUACCCAACAGCUGAGCACUACUACUUACACCACAAAGCGCUCUUAUUCGAUGAACCGGAAAUCGCCGCCGAGAUCCUUAGGUGUAAAUCUCCACAUAGGGCUAAAGAAAUGGCCCAGAACCUUGAGAACUUUGACCAAGCUAUCUGGGAAAGCCAUCGUGAGCGCAUCCUUUACGACGCAAAUUGGCAUAAGUUCACGGCACCAUAUAUCCCCCGUGACACCCUCCCCGCUGCCUGUGAGUCAUGGUUUGAAAUGUCCAACGAGGCAUCUAAGCAUUCGAAACGAUUAAAGGAAGCUCUGCUAGAGACAGGUAACCGACAGAUUGUCCAGGCAUCACCGUUUGACUACAUUUGGGGCAACGGAUAUUGUUGGAGGGUAGCAUGGCAACGGCGCCUGAGGUGGGGUCUCAAUCUUCAAGGAAUAAUCCUCAUGGAACUACGAGAUCGCAUCCGACGUGAGGAAGAAAUAAAGAUGAUGAUGGAGACCUUCGAAAACUAG